Molecule: messenger RNA, 4136 nt
Organism: Mycena citricolor
Lineage: Eukaryota; Fungi; Basidiomycota; Agaricomycetes; Agaricales; Mycenaceae
Source: the annotation of a GenBank genome assembly
CUUUGAUCUCGUCCACUUCGCGCCAUGGAUUCACGACCGGAUACACCAGAGCCCCCGCCACAAGACCUAUGGGGCUCCAUCCUCGACUCUGUGUCAUCCUCACGUGCUAUACCCUCGAAGCAGGUGCUCUUAUUAGGGCAGCCGCGCACAGGCAAAUCCACCAUAGCUGCGGGCUUGCUGCAGAAACCGGUCGUGGAAGAGAAGGACGAUCAUACGACGGACUUUGCUAUCGGGUACGACUUUAGCAACGUACGUGACGAUGCGGAUGAGGAUACUCUUGCGCGCCUUUCGGUGUACACCGUGCCCUCUUCGGCACCAGAAUACACAUCGCUCUUACCACAUUUCGUCCCCCCAAGAACAGCGCUCCCGAAUACACUCGUGAUGAUCGUGCUGGACUGGACGCGUCCUUGGACAUUCGUGGAGGAACUCGAGACAUGGUUACAGUGGGUCGAGCAAUGGGCAACGGGCGAUAAAUCGAGAGAACUGGAGAUUGUGCGCGAGGAGAGUCGAGAGCGACUGCAAGCACAUUUGCAGUACUAUACCGAGCCCGCCACGGAUCCCACCCCUGCUCCUUCGUCAAUAUCCGGAAGCACGAUUCUACCUCUGGGCUCGGGAACGCUGACGCAUAACGCGAGUGGCGUGCCGAUCGUGGUUGUAUGCAGCAAAGCUGACCUCAUCGACGAGGGAGGGGACCCUGUUGCAAGUUCGACUGGGAUGGGAGGUAUGGUGCGAGGGAAGGGUGGAGAAUGGGAAGAGCGCACGGAUGGUAUCAUGCAGGUCCUCCGGACAAUAUGCUUGAAAUACGGGGCAUCUCUGUUCUAUACGACACAACAACCGUCAACGCUUCAAAUUCUGCGACAGUAUGCACUCCAUAUGUUGUUCAUACCACCAGCACCCUCGCCUGCAGUUACUUCUGGUUCUGAAGCUCCGGCGCCUGGCCGGAAUCCGUUUCCAUUCCCCCAUAAAGCCAACUAUCUUGAUCGUGACCGUAUCAUUGUUCCUGCCGGCUGGGACAGCUGGGGGAAGAUCACCAUCAUGCGUGAAGGAUUUGAAGCACGGACCUGGGGCGAGGCCUGGGAGCGCGACCUGGAGGCUGAGGGCGGUGAGAGCGCGAAUGAUGGUGCCAAAGCCAUGUUUGUUUCGCUGGUCCCAGACCAAGGAACCAAGCCACCUACGCUUCCCUCGCUAAUAAGCCCCACCUCAGAGCAGGUCUUCCUCGCCAAGCACUGGGACGAAAACUCGAAGAAACCGGACCGCGAUCCCCGUGGUGCUUUCCGAGACCCUCAAGAACUUGCUCGCAGCGCAGCCGGCUUGGUCGGCCCACUUGGAGCACCCAGCUUCGAUCUACCGACUGUCGAUCGGGUUCUUUCGGAGAUGGAAAUCGGUAUCGGGGGUGGGACUAUUUCAGCUCCAGCUCGGCCUGCUGCCGGCGCAUCUGCUGCAACGCGGCGGCCUACAGCGCUGGCUUCGUCGACAGCAGGAGCGCCCCGGCCAGCCGCCAAUGUUCCCAGUCCAACUUCUGCUGGCGGAAGUCAGACUCAGCACGAAGUUCUUCAGAACUUCUUCGCGAGUCUGUUGAGCUCGAAGGAUCGAGGAGCAGCCAAGAAAGUGAACGGGGUUGGCUCUAGUCCUCCUGGUGCCUCCGCAAGUAAUGGAACAGCGGCGGAAGAGUCUGAUACGUAGUGGUAGUCGGGAACUCUUUCAUAUCGCGAGGUCUAGGAGCUCCACGACACAUUUUUCACGCCCUAAAGGAUAAGAAGCAAGACGCAUUCAUCAGACACGUCGAAAUCACUGAACCAUUGAACACAUGAUUUCUGGAACGCAUCACGUUGCCGAUCCAGGCUCUUCCCCACCCACUCGUUUCGGUGUUGACCCACUUGUGCUCUACAUCCUAUUUCUAUGCUACCCCGCCUUCUUUAAACAUGCUAUCUAACUCUGUAGGCCCGCGGCCCCGCCCACCCGGUCGCAUCCGGCGGUCCGUUUCCAGUACAAUGCAACUGGGCUCUUCCCCUCCCCCUUCCUACACCUCGUCUCUCGCUGUGCGGUCCGAAAAUGUCACACCUUCUCCGAAAUACCUGGGCUCUCCCCUACCAGCAACACUCCAAAUGGUAGAGCUGGGGGAAGAGGAUGCGGAUUGGUUGAACGAGAAGUCGCGCGAGGAGCUGACGGAGUUACUCCUUAAAGCCGGGGAUCUCAUCAAGGAGCGUGAAACGGGGCUCAGUCUCACGUCUGCGCUGCGCAAGACCUUGCAUGAAAGCAAUGUCUCACUGAAAGACAAACACGAUGCGUUGGUCGCCCGGCUUCCAUCCACUCCACCUCUCCUAUCGCCCCACGUAUCGUUCUCUGAAAGCCCCGAAUCGUCGCCGCACGACCUCGUGCAGGACUCCGACCGUUCCCCACGCGUGUAUCUCAAACGCCACUCGCGGAAGAUUUCCGUUUCUCCGGCAGACCUCUCGCACCUCGCCGACCAGAAUGCAGAGCUCGUGAACAAGAUCGACACUCUGGAAUCGGAGGCGCUAGCGACGGAACGCUCGAGCCGGCGUGCGCUGAAACAGCUGGAGAAAGAGCUGCAGUUGCUGCGCGACGAGCUGGAGAAAACGCAGGCGCGGAGCGAGCAGCUGGAGAAGAACGCACAGGUGGACACGGAGAAGAUUGUCGAAGAGAUGCUGCGCAAGAAGAAAGAGCGGCAGGCCAGAUUCCGAUCGAUGCGCAGGAGUGCCAGUGCCUAUAGUCCCGGUUCAUCCAGCCUCUUUGGAUCCGAGGUCCGGGAUUUCGCUCCACCGCCGUUCUCUCUAUCGCCUUCCCGCAAUGUGGCGAAGUCCAGAACAGACUACGAUUCGGAUGAAGAGGUGCAGACGGAGACUGAGGCCAAUCAACCGUCUCAGACGCUCGUUUCGCAACUACUCUCGAAAAUCAGGGAGCUCGAGGACACGAAUUCGCAUAUCUUGCAGCAGCAGUCAGAGACUGCGGACAAGCUGCAGGCUGUCCAGCGAGAAACGGAGAGCAUCAGCAAGGUUUACGAGUGCUUCAACGUAGAGCAUGGCGUCGAGUGGGAAAUGGUCGGGGAAGCUGGCAAGAAAACACCUCUGGAAGGGACUAUCCGGUUUAAGAGCUUUCGCCGGUCGCUGGAAAUCGAUCCCGACGACGUGCCGAGUAUAAACCUUCCUCGGUCCAAGGCGCGCAAGUCUAUCAUCGGGCUCUUCGAGGGCCCAAGCAGCGCUAAGUUUGACCGACCCCGAACCCCAGAGCUGUUUCAGGAAGAUUCGGAACUGUCACCUCUCAAAUUCGAUCCAAAUCCGCUCUUCGAGAGUACUCCUAUCGGACCUUCGCUGCAUAGCGAACUCGGGGAUGACGGCCUCGAUCCGUUCUAUCGCGGCAGUGUCUACGAUCUCUCUUUCUCACCUAACGGGUCUCCCUCACCUCUCCCCGGUCGUUCGAUUCCCGGUGAAUUCCGCCAACAGGUCACGCCUCCAGACACCCCAAUACGCUCUGGUUUGCUUUUGAGUGUUGAACCGACAUCUCCCUCAAGUACGGUUUCUAAUGCCGGAUCGCUGAGAGAUCGGAACCGCGCACGGAAUGCUCGCAUGGCGCAAGCUCUAUCCCUCCGCACGAACCGUUGGGUGGAUGGGCGAUUUUCCUCUCAGUCGCCAGGCAGCCUUGCAGAUGAACUGGUCCGUUCUCGUGUGGAAGUCAUCUCGGCGAGGCGAGUUUCUCUUCCUCAGCGAUUGGCUACUGCCUUUGAGGUCGUGAUGGAGAACUUUACUCGGACAAGCGACGAUGACCAGACGGGGGUUAUGUCUCCGGUUUCUGACGCGGGUGACCUCUCCGACAAGACCAUCGUCCUCCAGCCCGGUGGACGGAAGCACACAAUGGUUGCAAUCUUGCUCGAAGUAUGGCUCUGGCUCCAGUUCGCGAUCAUCAUUCUGGUUUUCCUCUGGGCUAUGGCCCGUCGCGGGCCAAAAUCGGUGCUUGCCGAGGCGGAUCGUAGGGCAGUGGUCAGCCGACGGUGAACUUCAUAUACAUAUCUUGGAUAUUGCACACACACACACUCACACACCAUCGCCACCCACUGCGCACAGUACAGUACAUACCGCAUGUAAUCUUUAGCUGGUCAGCAAUUUGACUACCUCUUCAUA